GUCACUUGCCUCGCCACACCGAACUGCUUUAACUUACACCAGAGGCUCAGCAUGUCCGCCCCGCGUAAACCAGCGGCGCGUCUUCCUCGCCCUGCUGCUCGGUACUGGAAAGGCAAAGCACCCAAAGGCGCUGGCGAAGUCUCAGAUGAUUCCGACUACGACGAGGCCGCUGAGGCCCAGGAGCCCGAGGAAGAGGGCGAUGUGCUCAUACAGGACAUCACUGGGGAGGAUGAAGAAGACGAAGCCCGCCUGGACGUGAGGGAGGCACGACAGAAGCCCAGACCAACGAAGGGGCUCAACGUCGCGCUUCGAGAUGUCAACAUCUCUAAAGAGGGGAACGUGAUUGUUGCUGGGAAAGUGGAAUCGGGCAGGACACAGGCUGAACUGGACGAAGAGGAGGAGCAGGAAGAAGAAGAAGAGGGCGUAAAGGCGGAGGAAGAGUCUAGCGAGUACGAAACAGAAUCCGGAGAAGAAUCUGAGGAGGAAAAGCCGAAGAUGCAGUUCCGGCCAGUCUUCGUGCCCAAGCGGGCUCGUGUUACCGUAGCAGAGAAAGAGGCUAUGGCGGAAGACACAGAAGAGGCUAUCCGGAAGAAGGAGGCAGAAGCUGAGGAGCGCAGGAAAGAAAGCCACAACCUGGUUGCAGAGAGCAUCCGACGGGAGCUCCUUGAGAAGGAGAAAGAAGAAGAGGUUCCUGAUGUCGACGACACCGACGGGCUUGACUCAGCUGGCGAGUUCGAAGCCUGGCGCCUGCGUGAGCUCGCACGCAUCAAGCGGGACAAGGAAGCGGCACUCGCGCGCGAACUCGAACGUGAGGAGGUCGAGCGGCGGAGAGCACUCCCGGAGGAGCAGAGGAUGAAGGAGGACAUGGAGCGGGCGGAACAGAGCAGGAAGGAGAAACCGAAGGGACAGCAGAAAUUCCUGCAGAAGUACUGGCACAAGGGUGCAUUCCACCAGGACGAGGAGGUCCUCCAGAGGCAUGACUACACAGAGGCCACCGAGUCGACCAUGGACGUCUCGCUCCUCCCAAAGGUCAUGCAAGUGAAGAACUUCGGCAAGCGCAGCCGCACCAAGUACACACACCUACUCGACCAGGACACCACCGCCAGCUCGGGCGGCUUCGGCGGCAGCGCGCCCGUCAAGGCGGGCGGGAUGGGUGUCGGCCCUGGCGCGGGCGGAGGCUGCUUCCUCUGCGGCGGGCCCCACCUCAAGAAGGACUGCCCACAGAACAAGGAGCUCCCGCCAAAUCGCAUAGGGACGGGCGCGAACGCGAGUAUCGGCGGCACUGCGGGUGGACGACAGUGGGGUGUGAAGGGCGAUAGGGACGGGGACAGGGAGAAAGGCUCGUGGAGGGAACGCGAUCGUGAUGUCGCUGGGAAUGGCCAGGAUAAGCGGAGAAGUCGCGAGAGGAGUGGUGAGCGGCGAGGAGGAUAUGAGCGAGAUAGGCAUGGCGGGCAGGAUAGGAAUGGCCGGCGGGAUGACAGGGAUAGGGAUCGCUAUGACGGGCGAGGUAGGGAUAGCGACCGUCGACGGCGCUCAUACUCGAGGUCCCGGUCCCCUCCACGCAAAGAGCGAUGGCGAGACGAACCGAGGCAGGAUCGGAGGCGGCGUUCGCGAUCGGUGGACGGAGAGCACGAUGCGAAGCGGAGAAGGAUAGAUUGA
Molecule: messenger RNA, 1659 nt
Organism: Rhodofomes roseus
Lineage: Eukaryota; Fungi; Basidiomycota; Agaricomycetes; Polyporales; Fomitopsidaceae
Product: microfibrillar-associated protein MFAP1, Zn finger, CCHC type protein
Exons: 6
Coding region: 52-1659 (535 amino acids)
Biological process (GO): mRNA splicing, via spliceosome
Cellular component (GO): U2-type spliceosomal complex
Molecular function (GO): RNA binding
Source: RefSeq, a predicted model, not a curated record